AGAGAUGUGAUCGUCUCUCGUCUCGUUAUCGUGAGUCGGGAUCCGCUGGAAACCGCCUUGUCAUUGUAAUUUCUCUUUUUUGCCGCAAUACAUGGAAGAUUAAAGUCCAACAACGGACGGAGUAGGAGUGUCAUACGUCUCAGAGUUCGAUCGCCUAAUCUCGGUUAACAGCGACGUUACGUACUGUCACUAUUUUUUUGUUUUCCUUCUCCGUUUGCUCUUUCUCCUGCUUUCGCAACUGUUCGCAACCUCCCCGUUUGUCACACGGAGGAAGUCUCGCCAAGGGAACGGUUCUCGCUGGUGUUUUGCUCAACGAAAAUUUUCCGGUGUUUCACUCGUGUCUGAAGAGACAGAUUGGCAGGAUGGUUCACAAGCCGAAAGUGUACGUGAUCGGCGUCGGGAUGACCAAGUUCGAGAAACCAGGCAGUAGAGAUGACUUCGACUAUCCGCAAAUGGCGAAGGAGGCGGUUACCAAGGCUCUGCAGGACGCGCGGGUAUCCUACAACAAUGUGCAGGCCGCCUGCGUUGGGUACGUGUACGGCGACUCGACUUGCGGUCAGAGGGCAAUCUACGAGAUUGGACUCAGCGGAUGUCCCAUUUACAAUGUCAACAAUAACUGCUCCACCGGCUCCACAGCUCUCUACCUCGGCAAACAGAUCGUUGAGGGCGGCAAUGCCGAUUGUGUUCUUGCGCUUGGCUUUGAGAAGAUGGAGCGAGGCUCCUUGAUGUCCAAGUUUUCAGAUCGCACAAAUCCCAUGGAUAAGCAUGUCGAGCUCAUGGCAGAUAUCGCAGGUUUGUCCGAGGGUCCCAUCACUGCUCAAAUGUUUGGCAAUGCCGGGAUCGAGCAUAUGAGGAAGUAUGGCACCAAGCCUGAACACUUUGCAAAAAUUGCAUAUAAGAAUCAUCUGCAUUCCACAAACAAUCCGUACUCUCAAUUCCAAGAGAAAUACACCUUGCAGCAAAUUAUGAAUUCUCCCAAAGUAUUUGGACCAUUGACAAAGCUCCAAUGUUGUCCCACUUCCGAUGGUGCAGCAGCUGUUGUUCUAGCCAAUGAGGACUUUGUUCAUAAGCAUCAUCUGGAAUCACAGGCUGUUGAAAUUCUGGCUAUGGAAAUGUCUACUGACUUAUCCUCAACAUUUAACACUCAAUCGUGUAUAAAUAUUGUCGGGUAUGACAUGACAAGAAACGCAGCUGAGAAAGUUUUCACAUCGAGCCACUACAGACCAAGUGAUGUGGAUUUGAUAGAGCUGCAUGACUGUUUCUCCACGAAUGAGUUAAUCACAUAUGAAGCUUUAGGAUUGUGUGCUCCCGGUCAAGCCGGUAAAAUGAUAGAUGCUGGAGACAACACCUACGGUGGCAAGUAUGUUGUGAACCCAAGCGGCGGUCUAAUCUCAAAAGGACAUCCUCUGGGCGCCACAGGAUUAGCGCAGUGCACUGAACUUACCUGGCAACUUCGUGGUGAAGCCGGCAAGAGACAGGUGCGGGACGCAAAAUUGGCGCUUCAGCACAACAUAGGUCUGGGCGGUGCAGUCGUCGUAGCUCUCUACCGCUUGGGCUUCCCGAAACAGGCGGUAAUCAGAAGAAACAUGAAUGUUGCCGCCGAUUCGAGUAUCUUCCAAGCGGAUGUACUUUUUAAGACAUUGGCAAUCGCGAUGGAGGAAGACGAUGAUAAUCUAAUUGAGAGAAUGCGCGGAGUUUACGGAUUUAAAGUCAUAAAUGGUCCCGGUGGCGCCGAAGGAUAUUGGAUUGUAGAUGCAAAAACAGGCAAAGGCAAAGUUGAGUACAAUGGCAAAACCAAACCUGAUGUAACAUUCACGAUUAGCGACACCGAUAUCGUCGAUUUCAUUUCUGGAAAAUUAAAUCCGCAGAAGGCUUUCUUCCAAGGAAAGGUCAAGAUUCAAGGUAACAUGGGGCUCGCCAUGAAAUUGCCUGAUUUGCAGAAACGUGCCGCCAAAAAGAUCGAGCUGCUUCGUUCAAGAUUAUAAGAUAUUCAAAGUGCGGAGUUUGCUAAAAUACCACACUAAACAAAAUAUAUCUGUCUCUUUUUCGCGCGCUUUAUCUUUCCUAGUCUAUUUGGCUAUCAAAGAUUACAUUAUCGGCAGUUUCAUAAUUAUAAUACGUAAGUGUGUUAUGAAAAUUGGAUUUCAGAUAAAGCUACAGUCAUAAUCGAAAUAAGCAGAUGAUGAAAAAGAG
Messenger RNA from Cyphomyrmex costatus, 2193 nucleotides. RefSeq names its product Sterol carrier protein X-related thiolase (gene ScpX). The transcript has 3 exons. Lineage: Eukaryota; Metazoa; Arthropoda; Insecta; Hymenoptera; Formicidae. The coding region runs from base 363 to 1985 and encodes 540 amino acids. Gene Ontology annotation, molecular function: acyltransferase activity, transferring groups other than amino-acyl groups. The record is from RefSeq and is a predicted model, not a curated record.